Molecule: messenger RNA, 1963 nt
Organism: Armigeres subalbatus
Lineage: Eukaryota; Metazoa; Arthropoda; Insecta; Diptera; Culicidae
Product: probable methylmalonate-semialdehyde/malonate-semialdehyde dehydrogenase [acylating], mitochondrial
Exons: 4
Coding region: 231-1796 (521 amino acids)
Biological process (GO): thymine catabolic process; L-valine catabolic process
Cellular component (GO): mitochondrion
Molecular function (GO): methylmalonate-semialdehyde dehydrogenase (acylating, NAD+) activity; malonate-semialdehyde dehydrogenase (acetylating, [NAD(P)+]) activity
Source: RefSeq, a predicted model, not a curated record
UACACGCCUAUUAGCAACGGGAGCUUGUUUUGACGAUAGAGCCGAAUCGCGCCUACUACUAUUACAUAGCACAUCAGCACCAGUUUGCACAAAUUGGGGGUCUGGCUGGACGACGUAGCACUUGGCUGGCGCAGUUCCUUUCCAACCAUCAUCCCUGGUGGCGGUGCGGUGUUCCGGUUUCAGUUUCCUGAUUUGAGUGGUCACUCGAUUUUGCUUUUUGGUGCGACAAAAUGGCUUUGGUCCGAUUGCUAGGCGCGGAGUGCCGCAAUGCCGUACAACGCAGCUACAGUACCGCCUCGGUCCCAACGACCAAGAUGUUCAUCGAUGGAAAGUUCGUGGAAUCGAAGACCACCGAAUGGAUCGAUCUGCAUGAUCCGGCCACCAACGCGGUAGUCACGCGUGUUCCCAAGUGCACCCAGAGCGAAAUGGAAUCGGCAGUGGAGUCCUCGAAGAAGGCAUUCAAGACAUGGAGUCAGACCUCGAUCCUGGGCCGCCAGCAGGUCAUGUUCAAACUGCAGCACUUGAUCAGAAACAACAUGUCCGAGAUAGCCAAGAACAUCACCAUAGAACAGGGCAAGACUCUGGUUGAUGCCGAGGGUGACGUCCUUCGUGGAUUACAGGUCGUUGAGCACUGCUGUAGCAUCACAUCUCUGCAGAUGGGUGAGACGGUGUCCAACAUUGCCAAGGACAUGGACACCUAUUCGUACACUUUGCCAUUGGGUGUGACGGCCGGUAUCUGCCCGUUCAACUUCCCUGCUAUGAUCCCGUUGUGGAUGUUCCCAGUUGCCAUUACCGUCGGUAACACCAGUAUCAUCAAGCCUUCGGAGCGUGUCCCUGGCGCUACUAUGAUGCUGAUGGAAAUGCUGAAUGAAGCUGGCUGCCCGCCGGGUGUGGUCAACGUUAUCCAUGGAGCCCACGAUGCCGUCAACUUUAUCUGUGACAACCCGGCUAUCAAGGCCGUUUCCUUCGUUGGAUCUGACCAGGCUGGCAAAUACAUCUACGAACGUGCUGGACGCAAUGGCAAGCGUGUCCAGUCAAACAUGGGUGCUAAAAACCACGGAGUUAUCAUGGCCGAUGCCAACAAGGAAAAUACUCUAAAUCAACUUGCCGGAGCUGCCUUCGGUGCUGCUGGUCAGCGCUGCAUGGCUCUGUCUACCGCCGUAUUUGUCGGAGAAGCUAAGCAAUGGAUUCCAGAUCUCGUUGAGCGCGCUCGCAAACUGAAGGUCAACGCUGGACACGUUCCCGGAACUGAUCUGGGCCCAGUAAUCUCCCCGCAAUCCAAGCAGAGAAUCAACGAACUGGUUGAGUCUGGAGUCAAGGAAGGUGCCAAGCUUGUUCUUGACGGACGUUCCAUCAAGAUUGAUAAGUACGAAAAUGGUAACUUCGUUGGGCCAACCAUCUUGACUGACGUGCAGCCCAACAUGAAGUGCUACACGGAGGAAAUCUUUGGCCCGGUGUUGGUGUGUUUGACCGUUGACACUUUGGACGAAGCUGUUGAGAUGAUUAACAACAACCCAUAUGGCAACGGAACGGCCAUCUUCACCACAAACGGAGCCACCGCCAGGAAGUUCGUCAACGACAUCGAUGUCGGACAAGUCGGUGUCAAUGUGCCAAUCCCAGUCCCGUUGCCGAUGUUCUCUUUCACUGGAUCCCGAGGCAGCUUUAUGGGCGAUUGCCACUUCUACGGCAAGCAGGGAGUUAAGUUCUACACCCAGACCAAGACUGUGACUCAGCUGUGGCGUGAGGGAGACGUUGCCCACACCAAGGCUGCCGUGGCAAUGCCAACAAUGAAGUAAACUAGGGAAAACCGGGAGCGGCGAUUCGGGUUAUUAUGUCUUCCAAGAAAUAAGUCGUGUGUGCAUUUACUAGAUUAAAGAAAAAAAAACAUUUACUGCAUUUAAGAUAUCUAAUAUUGAGUUAAAAUAAAAGCAACCACCUCAGGCUACAAUUACUGAAAGCGGAA